Messenger RNA from Anopheles cruzii, 8066 nucleotides. RefSeq names its product acetyl-CoA carboxylase (gene ACC). The transcript has 9 exons. Gene Ontology annotation, biological process: fatty acid biosynthetic process. Lineage: Eukaryota; Metazoa; Arthropoda; Insecta; Diptera; Culicidae. The record is from RefSeq and is a predicted model, not a curated record. Gene Ontology annotation, molecular function: metal ion binding; acetyl-CoA carboxylase activity; ATP binding.
CUUUGUCUACGAACACAGCACGCAGCAGUACUCACCGGAACAAGCAUCUCUCAUAAACGGCAAACCUUCUGCUGGAUCAGGCGCCGUCGACACCAACGACAAUCACAUCGGAAUGGAGGAACACCCGACUGCGGUGGCCGGCCCGCCCGAGGCGGUAGCGAACGAUAGCAAAGAGCGUGCCAGUUUUAUCGUCGGCGAAGAUAGUCAGCUGGAAUCUGACGAGCUCGAGGGGAACGAUGCGUUCCCGCAAACCAUGGAGAACGGAUUACGGAGCAGCUCGUCAUCGGAAAUUAACCUGAGCGACAAAAGGCGGCGAUUAAGGCCUAGUAUGUCCCAUGGCACUGGACUGGGAUUGCAGCGUGGCCAGGAACGUGACUUUGUCCUAUCGACAACUGAAGAGUUUGUUAAGAAGUUCAACGGUACCCGGGUGAUCAAUAAGGUUUUGAUAGCAAACAAUGGUAUCGCGGCAGUGAAAUGCAUGCGCUCCAUUCGGCGCUGGUCGUACGAGAUGUUCAAAAACGAGCGCGCGGUUCGCUUCGUGGUGAUGGUAACGCCCGAAGAUUUGAAGGCGAACGCCGAGUACAUCAAGAUGGCCGACCACUACGUCCCAGUGCCGGGUGGCUCGAACAACAACAACUACGCAAACGUGGAGCUAAUCCUGGAGUUGGCACUUCGCACCCAGGUGCAGGCCGUGUGGGCAGGCUGGGGCCAUGCGUCCGAGAACCCGAAACUGCCGGAUAUGUUGCACCGCAAAGGCCUUGUGUUUCUGGGACCGCCCGAACGUGCGAUGUGGGCGCUUGGCGAUAAGGUGGCCUCCUCGAUCGUGGCCCAAACGGCGGACAUUCCCACCCUGCCGUGGUCCGGUUCGGAGCUGAAGGCGCAGUACAGUGGAAAGAAGAUAAAAAUUUCCAGUGAACUUUUCGCGCGCGGAUGCGUGACCACCCCGGAGCAGGGUCUGAUUGCGGCCGGCAAGAUCGGGUUUCCGGUGAUGAUCAAAGCUUCGGAGGGCGGCGGUGGCAAGGGCAUUCGCCGCGUGGAUGCCCCGGAAGAGUUCCCGGCCCUGUUCCGUCAGGUGCAGGCCGAAGUGCCCGGGUCGCCCAUUUUCGUGAUGAAACUUGCACGCGGAGCGCGCCAUCUGGAGGUGCAACUGUUGGCUGAUCAGUACGGAAACGCGAUCAGUCUGUUCGGUCGCGAUUGCUCCAUUCAACGGCGUCACCAGAAGAUCAUCGAGGAAGCACCGGCCGUAAUUGCCGACCCGGCCGUGUUCGAAGACAUGGAAAAGGCCGCGGUUCGGCUGGCGAAAAUGGUGGGCUACGUAAGCGCGGGAACGGUGGAGUAUCUGUACGACUCGGAGGGCAAGUACUUCUUCCUCGAGCUCAAUCCACGGUUGCAGGUGGAACACCCGUGCACGGAGAUGGUGGCCGACGUCAAUCUGCCGGCCUGCCAGUUGCAGAUUGGCAUGGGUAUACCGCUCUACCGCAUCAAGGACAUUCGGCUGCUGUACGGGGAAAAUCCAUGGACCAGCACCGUUAUCGAUUUCGACACACCGGCCCACAAACCACGCCCUUGGGGACAUGUUAUUGCGGCACGAAUUACGUCGGAAAACCCGGACGAAGGCUUCAAGCCGAGCUCGGGCACGGUGCAAGAGUUGAACUUCCGGUCGAGCAAAAACGUGUGGGGUUACUUCAGUGUGGCGGCGUCCGGCGGACUGCACGAGUUUGCCGAUUCCCAAUUCGGACAUUGCUUUUCGUGGGGCGAAAACCGACAGCAGGCGCGCGAGAAUCUCGUGAUCGCCCUGAAAGAGCUCUCCAUUCGAGGUGAUUUCCGCACGACCGUGGAGUACCUCGUGACGCUGCUCGAAACGAACAGCUUCUUGGACAACACCAUCGAUACGGCGUGGUUGGAUGCACUGAUUGCGGAGCGCGUGCAAUCGGACAAACCGGAUAUUCUGCUGGGCGUAGUCUGUGGAUCGCUGCACAUCGCUGAUCGCGCGAUUACGGAUGCAUUCUCCAGCUUUAAGAGCUCAAUGGAAAAGGGUCAGAUACAGGCGGCGAACACUCUGACGAACGUGGUGGAUGUCGAGCUGAUCGCCGAGGGCGUACGGUAUAAGGUGCAGACCGCGAAGAGUGGACCCAACACCUACUUCCUCGUGAUGAACGGGGGCUUCAAGGAGGUGGAAGUGCAUCGGCUGUCGGACGGAGGAAUGCUGCUCUCGAUGGAGGGCUCGAGCUACACAACCUACAUGAAGGAGGAGGUCGAUCGGUACCGGAUCGUGAUCGGAAAUCAGACGUGCGUCUUCGAGAAGGAGAACGAUCCGUCGCUGCUACGUUCGCCAUCGGCCGGUAAACUGAUCAGCCUGCUCGUUGAGGACGGGGCGCACGUUUCCAAGGGUCAAAGCUACGCCGAAAUCGAAGUGAUGAAAAUGGUGAUGACGCUGAAGGCGAACGAAGCCGGCACGGUGACGUUCGUGCGCCGUCCGGGGGCCGUGCUCGACGCCGGCACGCUGAUCGGUCACCUCGAGCUCGACGACCCGUCGCUGGUGACGAAGGCCCAACCGUACAAGAGUGCCUGGCCUACCAUCGAGAACGUGCAGAUACCGGAGAAUUUGAACCGGGAGCACACGGGCUACAAGAUUAUCCUCGAGAACACGCUGGCCGGGUACUGUUUGCCCGAUCCGUACAAUCCUCCCCGGCUGCGCGAGAUAAUCGAAAAGUUCAUGCAAAGUCUGCGCGAUCCGUGGUUACCGUUGCUGGAGCUGCAGGAGGUCAUCGCGUCGAUUUCGGGUCGCAUACCGCUGUCGGUGGAGAAAAAGAUUCGCAAAAUGAUGCAGCAGUACAAACACAACAUCACCAGUGUGCUGGCCCAGUUUCCCUCGCAAAUGAUCGCGAGCGUGAUCGAUUGCCAUGCGGCCACGCUGCAGAAGCGAGCCGAUCGCGACGUGUUCUUCAUGACGACACAGGGUAUCGUGCAGCUGGUGCAGCGCUACCGAAAUGGGAUUCGCGGGCGAAUGAAGGCUGCCGUUCACGAGCUGCUCAAGCAGUACUAUGCGGUCGAAUCGCAGUUCCAGCACGGACACUACGACAAGUGUGUGGCGGCGAUCCGCGAAAAGCACAAGGAUGACAUGGACGUAGUGGUGGGCACUAUAUUCUCGCACAGCCAGGUGGCCAAGAAGAACCUGCUCGUCACGCUCUUGAUCGAUCACCUGUGGGCCAACGAGCCGGGCCUGACGGACGAACUGGCGGCUACGCUGAGUGAACUGACUUCGCUCAACCGAGCGGAACACUCGCGUGUGGCAUUGCGUGCCCGGCAGGUGCUGAUAGCGGCUCACCAACCAGCGUACGAGCUGCGCCAUAAUCAGAUGGAGUCCAUCUUUUUGUCCGCCGUUGACAUGUACGGCCAUGACUUCCAUCCGGAGAACUUGCAGCGCUUGAUACAGUCCGAAACGUCCAUCUUUGAUAUUCUGCACGAUUUCUUCUACCACUCGAAUCGUGCCGUGUGCAAUGCGGCCCUGGAAGUGUACGUACGUCGGGCGUACACAUCGUACGAACUGACCUGCCUGCAGCAUCUCGAACUGUCCGGCGAGGUUCCACUAGUCCACUUCCAAUUUUUGCUUCCCUCUGCCCACCCAAACCGGUACAAGUAAGUGCGAUACCCGAAAUGUUAUCGCUUGGCGCUUACAUCGUAUAAUUACAGCUUGGAAGGUAACGACCCGGACGCCAUACCGGACUCGUUCAUGCGCACCGGUUGCAUGGCUGCGUUCGACUCGUUCGAGGACUUUAAUCAAUAUUCGGACGAAAUUUUGGAUCUGCUCGAAGACUACGCCUCGCCAGUGUUUGUCAAUCCGAAGGUGCUCGAGGCCGUCGACGGCGGGGACUCGGAUCGCCGGAUGAGUACCUCGAUCAACGUGUCCAUUUCGGAUCAAGUCAACCGUACGCGUUCCUGUCGCCUUUCAGCUCGACCAUCGGAAGCAAUUCACAUUCUUAGUAUCGCUGUCCGUGAUAUGGGCGAUAUGGACGAUCAUCAGAUGGAGCAAGUGUUUGGCGCGUUCGCCAAUCAGCACCGCGAAGAGCUGUUGAGUCGGCACGUGAGAAGAAUCACGUUCGCCGCCCUUAAAAAACGCCAGUUCCCGAAAUUUUUCACCUAUAGAGCGCGCGAUCAGUUUGAAGAGGAUCGCAUCUAUCGUCACCUCGAACCAGCGUGCGCGUUCCAGCUGGAGCUGAACCGUAUGAAGACGUACGAUCUGGAGGCACUGCCGACCGCAAACCAGAAGAUGCACCUGUACCUGGGUCGCGCAAAGGUUCCGAAGGGACAGGAGGUAACCGACUUUCGGCUCUUUAUCCGUUCGAUCAUCCGCCACUCGGACCUGAUCACCAAAGAGGCUUCGUUUGAGUAUCUGCAAAACGAGGGCGAACGGGUGCUGCUGGAAGCGAUGGACGAGCUGGAGGUGGCCUUCUCGCACCCGCAGGCCAAGCGCACCGAUUGCAAUCAUAUUUUCCUCAACUUCGUCCCGACUGUUAUUAUGGAUCCGGCCAAAAUUGAAGAAUCCGUCACCAAGAUGGUGAUGCGCUACGGGCCGCGGCUCUGGAAACUGCGUGUCCUGCAGGCCGAGCUGAAGAUGGUGAUCCGCCAGACGCCCCAAUCACCGACCACCUCGAUACGGCUGUGCAUUGCGAACGAUUCCGGCUACUUCCUGGACAUCGCCAUGUACGCCGAGGUGACGGAUCCGGAAACGCACGUCAUCAAGUUCCAAGCGUACGGCAAUCGCCAAGGACCGCUCCACGGACUGCCCAUCUCGUCGCCGUACAUGACCAAAGACUUUCUGCAACAGAAGCGCUUCCAGGCGCAAUCCAAUGGCACGACUUACGUGUACGACAUCCCGGACAUGUUCCGUCAGAUGACCGAGCGGCUGUGGAAAGAGUUUUCCAAAGCUCGCCCAACCGAAGACAUUCGGAUUCCGGAGAAAAUUUUGCUCGAAUGCAACGAGCUCGUUCUGAACGGUGACACGCUCGAGGAGAUUCAGCGUUUGCCGGGAGAGAACAACGUUGGCAUGGUGGCGUGGCGUAUCGUGCUGGCAACGCCCGAAUUUCCGACCGGACGUGAAGUGAUUGUGAUCGCUAACGACCUGACCUACCUGAUCGGUUCUUUCGGCCCCCAGGAGGACUUGCUCUUCUGCAAGGCGUCGGAACUGUCGCGCCAGCGCAAGUGUCCGCGAAUUUACAUCUCGGUCAACAGUGGUGCCCGCAUCGGGCUGGCGGAAGAGGUGAAAUCGUUGUUCAAGGUCGCCUGGGAGGACCCCGAAGAGCCGGAAAAAGGUUUCAAAUACCUCUACCUUACCACCGAGGACUACAGCAAGAUCGCCAAUACAAACUCCGUGCGUGCGAUCUUGAUCGAGGAUGAAGGCGAACCGCGGUACAAAAUCACCGACAUUAUUGGCAAAACGGAUGGGCUGGGUGUGGAAAACCUUCGGUACGCGGGCAUGAUCGCGGGAGAAACUUCGCGCGCAUACGAAGACGUCGUUACCAUCUCGAUGGUGACGUGCCGUACGAUCGGUAUCGGUUCGUAUCUGGUUCGGCUGGGGCAACGAGUGAUUCAAAUCGAAAACUCGCACAUCAUUCUGACCGGAUUCGCGGCUCUCAACAAGUUGCUGGGCCGUAAGGUGUACGCAUCGAACAAUCAGCUCGGUGGCAUCCAGAUUAUGCACAACAACGGCGUUACGCACAAAACCGAGGCCCUCGACCUGGACGGUGUUUACACGAUCCUCCAUUGGCUGUCGUACAUUCCAAACGCGCGUGGUGGUCUGCUACCGAUCGUGUCAUCGAGCGAUGCGGUUGAUCGAAUGAUCGAUUUCACGCCAACCAAGGCACCGUACGAUCCGCGCUGGAUGCUCGCCGGGCGCUACAAUCCCGCCAAUCCCGCCGACUGGGAGACGGGUUUCUUCGACCGGGGGACCUUCACCGAGAUCAUGGAAGCGUGGGCACAGACCGUCGUUACGGGACGGGCGAAGCUGGGCGGCAUUCCGGUCGGAGUGAUUGCCGUUGAGACGCGCACGGUCGAAGUGACCAUCCCGGCUGAUCCGGCUAAUCUCGAUUCGGAAGCGAAAACGUUCCAGCAAGCGGGCCAGGUUUGGUUCCCCGAUUCCUCCUUCAAAACCGCGCAGGCAAUCAAAGAUUUCGGCCGUGAAGAAUUGCCGCUCAUCAUUUUGGCCAACUGGCGCGGCUUUUCUGGUGGACAGAAGGAUAUGUACGAGCAAAUUGUCAAGUUCGGAGCGUACAUCGUCGAUGGCUUGCGAGAGUACACACAGCCUGUGAUCGUGUAUCUUCCACCGAAUGCGGAGCUACGGGGCGGUGCUUGGGCUGUGCUCGAUCCAACUAUCAAUCCGCGCUACAUGGAAACGUACGCCGAUCCCGAAUCCCGUGCCGGUGUUCUCGAGCCGGAAGGCAUUGUGGAAGUGAAGUACAAGGAAAAAGAUAUUAUCAAAACGGUACACCGUCUCGAUCCCGUGGUCCUAGACCUAAAACAGCAGCUGGCAGCGGCUGGAGAUAACAAGGAGUUGGUGGAGGACCUGGAGAGCAAAAUAAAGACACGAACGAACGCGCUGCUGCAAAACUAUCAUCCGGUGGCCGUGCACUUUGCCGAUCUGCACGAUACUCCUGAGCGAAUGCUCGAGAAAGGUUGUAUAAGCGAGAUCGUACCGUGGCGCAAUUCACGUUGUUUGAUCUACUGGCGUUUGCGGCGUCUCUUACUCGAGGAACACUUCAUCAAGCAGAUGCUAGAGGUGCAGGAAGGUUUAGCGGUUGGACAAGCUAAGUCUAUGUUGCGGCGAUGGUUCGUCGAGGAUAAGGGUGCAACGGAAGCAUACCUUUGGGAGUCCAACCUACCGGUGGUGGAUUGGUUAGAGAAUCAGAAACGGCCCGACUCCACCGUUAGUCGUAACAUAAACGCAGUUAAAAAGGACGCAAUAAUCUCACAGAUACAACAGUCUUUGAAUGAUUGUCCAGAGGUGGCGCUAGAUGCGGUGGUUGGAAUGUGUCAGGCAUUAUCGCCAGCACAACGAGGAGAAGUGGUCAAAACGCUGGCACAGCUGGAGUUCACCGAGAAAGAACACGGCAACAUUGGAUGACAACGUUUGGGGUACUCAUAACGCAAACGCUCGAGAAAGAAACGAUAGGUUUGCUAUCAACGCAGGCCAUGGUUAGAGCGUAGCACCUUUUUGUCGGAAAGGUUCCACUGUGGAUUGGGGAAAGAGUAACAGUUAGGCAAAGUAGAUAACUAUGAGACAACAAUUAAGAGACCAUCAGGUAACGUUCGUGUUCAGAUGCAACGCCACCACACAAAUCCACGAGAAACUGCCAGUGUCUAUAAAUAUGACUGGCCUUUUUCCUUGUGGCAGGCACGCACAUAGCCAGGAUCGAAUAAUAUUCACAGGAAUUCCGUCUCCUGCAGGGCUUCAAGCAUGAAUUAGCGCACAUUUGCCAAUGAGCUAGGAUGUCUUCAUUGCACGGGGGAAAGAAGAAAAUAUUUAAACAUGUUAAACAUAACGGGCACAUUUAAAAUGUAUUUUCAAUUCCUACAUUUAGGCGCGCGCACGUACACAACACAAAAGACAUCCAAAAACACAACAAAUGUUCACGUUGGGAAUCGUAACGAUCAAAGCAACGCGAAUUAAAAAGAAAGCAAAUAAGAUAGAAUUCCGAGACCUCCAAAAAUGCGGACACGAUGAAUCCGUGCGUUCUGUAAAGUAUACUUGAGUUGUAAGCAUCGUUCGUUGGUUAGUUUAGGUUAGCUUCUAUUCUUUAGAAGGUUAGAAAUGCGCGGAUUUGAACUCUUCUUCUCGACUCUGCCAUUUACAUUUGUCCGUUUUCUCUUUUACUUGUGCUUUAUUUUCACUUUGUUGCCAACAACCCUUCUGUCAGAAGCUUUAGCACGGGUUCCGUCACCAAGAAGAGCAACCAAUAGAUGUGAACAGAAGGGAAUUUUGCACUACGCUGGCAGGUCGUGUGUUUAUUUGUACAUUUCAAUUUCAGACGACACAAAUAUCUGAAAUAAAAUUCGUAACCGGUACCGUA